AAGAGGCAGCUGCGGGUGGAUCUUCGAGGCAAGGGCGCUGAAGGUGCGCCGGCUUGCAGUCGACUGCAUCGCCAUGCUCGAGAGAGGGCAGCGCCGUCGAUUGGCGUGGGCGGGCUGAGGUCGCGCGGGCGUGCGUUGGGCGGUGGUGGAGCGAAACACGUCUCAUGGGCCGCAGCGCAGCGGAAACGGCACGUGAUGCUGAGCGCCCCGGCCUGCGCGCGACGCACCUGGGCAGCAGCACGGCGGCAAACUGCCCUUUGUCUGCAUCCUCUCCAGCCCACCUCACCUUCGCAUGCGAACCCACAAAACAUCCCCAGCCAGCCUCGACCAGCGCGACCACCUGCGUCCUGCACGCCCUCGGAGCAUUCGAGCGCCAAGCGUUUGCUUGCCCAUUUAGCUGCACCCCGGCUUCACCUCCCUGCCUGCCUCUUCUCCACUCCCACACCCCCCCGCCCACACCGCAGUCCUGCAGAGGCCUACACCCACAUCCCACAGUCCACAUGUCUGAAGUACAGUCCCGGCCUGCGCGCGGCAGGAGCUCUGCGCGCGGCGGCAGAGGCGGACACGGCGCUCGAGGCCCGCGAUCAAACAAACAGACAAACGGCGACCACACGGCGGCGCCCGCCAUCGACACAUCCGCAGACCAGGGCGAGCUAGGCGAGCUGAAGCGGCGCUACCAGUCGCAAUUGACCACACUGAAGGAGCUGUUCCCGGACUGGACCGACGUCGAUCUGCUCCUCACCGUUGAAGAAUCUGAUGGCGACCUGCAGGCGACCAUCGAGAAGAUCACCGAGGGCAAUGUCUCCCAGUUCGCCGAAGUCAAGAAAGCAAAAGACCGAUCCCGCUCCAAGGUGAAGGAUGCGAGCGCGCCGACGGACGGCACGUCGACUGUGCGGGGAGGCCGUGGCGCUCGUGGCGGCGACAGUGCUCGUGGCCGUGGACGCGGCGCAGACCGUGGUCGUGGGGGGUUUCGCGGUGGCCGUGGAGGAGCGACAAACGGCACUCGCGGAGCGCCCUCGGUGCCGACCGUCGAGUCGCCGGCGUGGGAAAUUCCUGCAGCCUCUGCCGAAGCAAAGGAAGAUGGGCCGGCUAAAGCCAGCGAGCCGGCUGCUGCUGAGCCUGAGGGACCGAAGCAUGCUGCUGCUGCAGCUCCGACAAAGAAGACAUGGGCCAGCAUGUUUGCGUCCAAGCCGGCGCCUGCUCCUCCGAAGCCGGUUGUGAAGCCUGCGCCGCCCCUAGAGGAGCCCGCCUCUACCCCCGCUGAGACGCCAGCCCACGACGUUGCGCAAGAGUCAGCAGUCGAAGCGGAGGAAUUGCCGAUACCGCCCUGUGCAGACGAAGUCGUGGAAGAACCCCCAAUUGCAGACGAGGACACGUCCAAGUUGAUGCCAGAUAAGGAGGAGGAGGAGUCUACUACUCCCGACGUCACCCUCACGCCCUCGAAGGACGAGCUCACCAAGGACAAUGUCGAGCAUUUACCAGAUGAGUCGCAUCCAGUGGCCACGGAAACCGCUGCUAGCACUGUUGCUAGCUCAAAGGACAUUGGAAGCAUAGCCGGCGUUGCGACCCCGUUGAGCGCGUCCGCUCAAGCACCCAUCGGCCGCCCCGCGAUUGGGGGUUAUGCGACUACCGCGCUCAAGGCGACCUCGGGCGCACAUCGUAGCGCUAGCUUCCAGCGGAGGCUUAUGGAACAACAAGAGGCCGUGGUCAUGCCUGGAAAUCAUGCAGUGAACCAGGCCGCGGUCCAGUUUGGCAGCUUGGGAUUGAAUGGAGAUGUAGAUGCGGACGGUCUCGAUGUUGACGAAGACAGGGAAGAAGCAGAGACAAGGACCCAACCUCCUCAGCAUUCGCCGGUUGCCCAGCCGAGAGCUUCGUUACCUCCUGUCCCCCGCCAGGCUCCACCCGCUGAGCCGCAAUCGCAAGAAUCCCUGCCGACUCCGAAGCAGGCUCCUGGCCUGCCUCCCGCACCGCAGCAACAGCCCCUCUCGCAGCAAUCCCCUUCCAAUCCGCUCGUGGCGCAACAGAUGCAGAAUCAAGGCUCGCAAGGGAACCAGGCAUAUAACCAGUUUGGACGAUACGCCCAGGGCGGUAUGCAAUCGGAAGCUGCGGCGCCCCCGCAGAAACAAUAUGAUCCGUUCGGCCAGCAGGUGCCGCAGUCGAGCCAAUAUGACUACUCUAAUCAACAGAGCCAGCAGCAACAGCAGCAGCAACAACAGCCCCAGACUGGCGCUUUCUCGUCAGCUCCUGACGCUUUCUCCUCUCAGUAUCUUACUUCGGACCAGCAGCGUUCUGCAUAUCAGAACUACUACCAGAAUUACAGCCAGCAGAAUGCCCCGAGUCAGCAGGAAGCCGGCUCUGCGCAGCAGCGCACCGGCAGUGGUUUCGGCGCCGGUCCCGACUCGACCUUUCCCCAGAGUCAGCAACAGCAACAGGCGCAGAGCCGUUACAACGAGGCUCAGAACAGCGGGCACACCACGCCGAACCCCGCAUUGGGUGGACAGCACCCGACCGGGCCUGCUUCUCAGCAGACUCAGCAUAUGCAACAGCCUCAUGCUCAACCCGGCCACACGGGCAACUACCCGUACAACCACCCGUACUAUAACACGCCCUACUACAACUACAUGAACCAAUUUGGUGGCUAUGGCCAGGGAGGCUACGGCGGAUUUGGAAAGGGGAUGUACGGCCAGCCCCAUCACUACGGAAUGUCUCCUCAGGCUUCUUUCGACCAGCACUCCUCGUCUCCCGCCAAUGUGGGAGGCUUUGGGGCAUCUUCCAUGCAUGGUCGUGACAGCGGGCUAGGUGGAGGACUCGGAGAUUACGGCCGAUCUGUAUCAGGAGCAUCGCAGAAUCAGCACAAUGCGACGGCCGGAUCUGGUGGCUUUGGCGGUCUUCCCGACAUGUUUGGACGACCCCAGGGCGGAUAUGGUGGCCAGAGCUCUUAUGGCCAGCAGCAGGCAGGUCAACAGGGCGGCAAUGAAGAUUCUCUGAAGCCUUUUGGAGACACCAAGAGCGGUGGACCUAGCCCUUCUGCCCUCGGAGCUCAACCCGGUCGGCCUGGAUCCGCAACGAACAACGCGCCCGGCCAGAGUGGACAAGGUCUUCCUCAGCAGUCGCACCAGCAAGGCUUUGGCGGCUACCCAGGUCACCUGAACCAGCUGCAGGGUGGACAGGGCAACCAGUACGGUGGUCUUGGUGGACUGGGUCACCAGGGCGCUGGAAGCCACCAAAGCGGCUACGGAAACUACGGCGGAUUUGGAGGAGGCUAUGGAAGCUACAACCGCGGCGGAUGGGGCACCAACUACGGGCAGCAUUAAGCCUGAGCCUUGAUUGAUUUGACCCGACUAUGGUCCAGCCUUGUGAAGGAGCAGCGAAGAAGGUGCCAAGUCCAAUCGGUUUCGAGCGAACGAUUCGGCGAGGGGCUUUUCCUUUUCCGUUUCUAUUUCUUUAUAUGUCUGAAUUGAUUAAUGGUCAAAAGCAUGUCCUUGCUCGGGCCCUCUCAUCUUGUAUUAUGACGACUGAAACUGGGGUCAUUAUCUGGCUUGCGUUUUCACUCUACUCUGCUUGUUUUUCCUCUCCUCUUGCAUCCUCUCACUUUCUUUACAACGGCGCAGAGCUG
Molecule: messenger RNA, 3616 nt
Organism: Trematosphaeria pertusa
Lineage: Eukaryota; Fungi; Ascomycota; Dothideomycetes; Pleosporales; Trematosphaeriaceae
Exons: 3
Coding region: 165-3314 (1049 amino acids)
Cellular component (GO): nucleus; cytoplasm
Molecular function (GO): ubiquitin binding
Source: RefSeq, a predicted model, not a curated record